Rhinolophus ferrumequinum (greater horseshoe bat) is the source of this 4163-nucleotide messenger RNA. RefSeq names its product beta-1,4-galactosyltransferase 1 (gene B4GALT1). Gene Ontology annotation, molecular function: beta-N-acetylglucosaminylglycopeptide beta-1,4-galactosyltransferase activity; cytoskeletal protein binding. The record is from RefSeq and is a predicted model, not a curated record. NCBI's taxonomy places the organism in Eukaryota, Metazoa, Chordata, Mammalia, Chiroptera, Rhinolophidae. The transcript has 6 exons. Bases 158 to 1354 code for a protein of 398 amino acids. Gene Ontology annotation, biological process: carbohydrate metabolic process; protein N-linked glycosylation.
UGCUCCGCGGCAGGGCCCGCGCGAGUCUCCGCGCUCGGUCGCCUCCCCUUCGGCCCCUCCCCCCAUUGCCGUGGUCUGGCAGCGCCUGGCCGGCGGCCCGCGGGCGGGCCGCCCUACCCGUUGUAGCCCACCCCCCUCUUAAAGCGGCGGCGGGAAGAUGAGGUUCCGGGAGCCGCUCCUGGGCGGCAGCGCCGCGAUGCCCGGCGCAUCCCUGCAGCGGGCCUGCCGCCUGCUCGUGGCCGUCUGCGCGCUGCACCUUGGCGUCACUCUUGUCUACUACCUGGCCGGCCGCGACCUGAGCCGCCUGCCCUACCUGGUCGGAGUCCCCACACCACUACAGGGCGGCUCGAACGGCGCCCCCGCCAUCAGGCAGUCCUCCGGGGAGCUCGGGCCGCGAGUGGCAGCCCCGCCGCCGCCGUCUUUGGACGCCUCCGAGCCGCGUCCGGGUGGCGAUUCCAGCCCAGUCGCGGACUCUCGCCCGGGCCCCGCGAGCAACUUGACGUCGGCCCCAGUGUCCCCCAUCACAGCACUGUCGCUGCCCGCUUGCCCUGAGGAGUCCCCGCUGCUCGUCGGCCCCAUGCUGAUCGAGUUUAACGUGCCUGUGGACUUGACACUUCUGGCGAAACAGAACCCUGAGGUGAAGGUGGGAGGUCGCCACGCCCCCAAGGACUGCAUCUCUCCUCACAAGGUGGCCAUCAUUAUUCCGUUCCGAAACCGGCAGGAACACCUAAAGUACUGGCUGUAUUACUUGCACCCAAUCCUGCAACGUCAGCAGUUGGACUACGGCGUCUAUGUUAUCAACCAGGCCGGAGACUCCAUGUUCAAUCGUGCGAAGCUCCUCAAUAUUGGCUUUCGCGAGGCCUUGAAGGAUUAUGACUACAACUGCUUCGUGUUUAGUGACGUGGACCUCAUUCCAAUGGACGACCGUAACACCUACAGGUGUUUUUCACAGCCACGGCACAUUUCCGUAGCAAUGGAUAAGUUUGGAUUUAGCCUGCCGUAUGUUCAGUAUUUUGGAGGUGUCUCUGCUCUAAGUAAACAACAGUUUCUCACCAUCAAUGGAUUUCCUAAUAAUUAUUGGGGCUGGGGAGGUGAAGAUGAUGAUAUUUUUAACAGGUUGGUUUUUAAAGGCAUGUCUAUAUCUCGCCCAAAUGCUGUGGUUGGGAAGUGUCGGAUGAUUCGCCACUCAAGAGACAAGAAAAAUGAACCCAAUCCUCAGAGGUUUGACCGAAUUGCACACACGAAGGAGACAAUGCUCUCUGAUGGUUUGAACUCACUCACCUACAAGGUGUUGGACGUAGAGAGAAACCCGUUAUAUACCAAAAUAACAGUGGACGUCGGGACACCAAGCUAGCAUUUUGGUGCACUGAUAAGAGACCUAAAAAUGGCCAGGGACCUCUGCUGUGUCUCUGCCACUGUGCUGGGCUGGUCCCUCUCAUUCUCACCAACCAGAGUGAUAGCCCCCUCCACCCAUCACUCACAUGCCUUUCCAGGUGACCAGAAAGAGUGGGAUAUUUUGCCCCCAACUUGGCUAGGCAUAUGAUUCCUUAGCUCUAUGAGGUGUUUGUAAGUGUAGAAACUGUCAGCCUUUGGGGGGUUCUCAGCAUGUUCACAGUGUCACCCCAAAGAAUCUGAGCUGUAUACAGCCCCAAAUUUGCUGACUGUGGGACUUGUUCCCAGCGAUAAACUGCUAAUUUGUUGUGAAAUAGGUAAGAAUUUUGCUUUAAAUCGUGUAUUGUUAUUUUCUGAAAAAUUGGAGAGUGCUGCUGAAAUUGGAUUGGUAUGAUGUUUUUUGGUUGUCAUAUUUUAACGGAAAAAAACACAGUUUAACCAUUCUCAUUUUACCUCCUCCCCCACCCUCUACUAGUGGUAUACAACUAUUGCAAUCACUGUGUAUGUGUCUUUUCUUAGCAAAAACAUUUUAAAACUUGAGCCCUGGACCUUUUGCCCUGCUAACGUGUGAAUUCCAAGGUAACGUUAGCCACCAGAGCAAAAAACCUUGGGCAUUCUCACAUUCAGUGGCCUUUCUCCAGAUUGUCUGAUUUCUGAAUGUAAAACUUUUUAAACAUAGCAGUUUGUAGUAUUUUAAAGACCAAAUGGGAUUCUGAUUCUGAUCUAGCUUGAUUUUGUGUUGAUCCAGAUUUGCAUAGCUGUUGAGUGUUAAAUCAUGGCAAUUUAUUUUUCUGAACAUGCUAUGUGAACUUGAAUUUCCUAUGUAUUUUUAUUGUGGUGUUUUAAAUGUGGGAAGGGAACUGAGCAUUUUUUUAGGGAAAAAAAAUGAUGCUGUAGUGGCCACGACUAGGUCUCUGAUUUAGCUGGCAGGCUAGGUUUUGCCAAGAGCAAAAUCACCAUUGGGCCCUUUGAUGAGAACAAGGCCUCCCGGUCAGUGUUAUCCUGUCUCCUGUCGUACCUCUCACCUCUGCAGGGAGGUGGAAGCCGUGGCCUGCCAGUUAGAGCUCCCUGCCUCCUCCGUGCCUUCCUCUCGCCUCCUCCCACUCUGUCCCCAUCCUCGCCUUCCCCAGGCUGGCUGGGUGGAGAUAACACCACCUCCUUGGUCUGACCCCUCCCGCCCCCCACCUCCCAUUCGGGCCCUAGGCUGUGGAGUUGUGAAUGACAGCAAUCAGGUUGUUUAUUGGCCCUUAGCCUUGGGAGGUGGAAGGAACCUCAGUUCUGGCCCCCAUGGAGUCUGGGGUCUGCUUCCCUAGUAGGUUCUGCCUGGCCCACCUUGUAGGACCAGUUCUCCUUCUUCCACCCCCUUUUUCCCUCCCCCUUUUUGUUCCUUUGUCUCUUGCCUGUUCCCUAAAACUUGCCUGUGGCACUCAGGGUCAAACAGACUAUUCAUUCUCCAGCAUGAAUGUGCCUUUUAAUUAGAGAUCUAGAAAGAAGUUCAGCUGAACCCACCCACACUCCCCAACAACCACUCUGGUGCCUAAAGCCUCCCCUUUGCCCUCAGGUUUUUAGCAGGUGCCUUCCGCUCCAGGGAGGCUGACCCCAGGGGCUGUCCUCCCCAAACCCACCUCUGCUGGGAGAGGCUUAGCCUGUCUGGGGUGAGAUGCAUGAGGCAGUUUCUAAAUACAACUGGGGGCCCUUGCUGGGUCCAGCCUGGGCUAAGAGCAUGAGAUGCAGCUGUCUAAUCCCAGAGUGGACCUUUUAGCUGGUGGCAGCUUGGACCCUAUCACUGACCUCCUGGGAAGCAGCCCUCAGCGUGGAGGUUGCAUCUGGCCCCGGUCUUAUCUGUGCCUUUAUUGCUUUGAGCAUCUUGUAUGCUAACUUGGUUCUUUUUCUGAAGCCUUUGUAUUAAAAUUUAUUUUUCACUGCAGAAGCAGUUGGGCUAUGCAAAGAGUAUUCCUUCUGUCAGCUCCUCACUCCUUAAUAGUGAUGUUCGUAAAACUAAGAACAACUUAGAGGGAGUUUUGGGAAAUGCAAAGAAUUCUGUCCCCAAGCCUCUCUUUCUGAUCCCAGAUCCUGACUUUUCCAAAGUGCCUUAAAAGAAAGGAGACAAAUUCCCUGGGUGGUAAUUUCUUUGUUACCUUACUCUUAAAAAAAAAAUUCAGAUUUUUUUUUCUGUGUUGUUUUCCUGUUAUAUUUUCCUUCAUGUUGCAUUGGAAUAGUCACAUAUGUGGUUCAUUCUGAGAACCAAGGGAAAUCCUGUGUCACCCGUUCCUCAUUUGCUGACCUUCUGGUGCUCCCAAUGUUAGGCCUGGACGCUUGCCUGGUUUGAGAUGCUGUGGGUCCCUCAGGGCUGAGGGUUCAGGGAGCAUUUCCUUUACCCGGAAGUUGUCACCAUGGAGUUGUCAUGUGCUGUGCCUUUCUCUGUUUCAAUCCUUCCUGUUGCUGGUGGCCCUGUAAAGUGGCCUUUGGCAAAGAUCAGAGAGCAGAGGUGACACAGGAGGGUAAAGGAAAUUCUGGUGCUGGCUCUCAGCCUGGGCAGUCUCUGCUGACCUCAGGGCUGGCCAAGGGGUGCCCCACACAGCCAGGACAGCACCUUUCCUGCCCUAGAGACCUGUUGUGCUGUGUAUUUUGAUUCCGUGUGUGUGCAAAUGUAUGUAUUUACUAUUGUAAGUGGGAGGGGGGAAUGUCUGACUUUGGUGUUCAAAACAGAACUGUAUUUUUGCCUUUAAAAUCCAGUAAUAUAACGUGAAUAAAUGAUCCUAUCUUUGUAA